Messenger RNA from Terrapene triunguis (Three-toed box turtle), 903 nucleotides. RefSeq names its product solute carrier family 12 member 9-like. The record is from RefSeq and is a predicted model, not a curated record. Gene Ontology annotation, cellular component: membrane. The annotation marks the transcript as partial. The transcript is spliced from 6 exons. NCBI's taxonomy places the organism in Eukaryota, Metazoa, Chordata, Testudines, Emydidae. Gene Ontology annotation, biological process: potassium ion import across plasma membrane; cell volume homeostasis; potassium ion homeostasis. Gene Ontology annotation, molecular function: potassium:chloride symporter activity.
CGACCCCCCCGCCCCCCAGUCAUGAUCUCGCGGACGCUGGGCCCUGAGUUUGGGGGCAGCAUCGGGCUUAUGUUCUACCUGGCCAACGUCUGCGCCUGCGGGGUCUACAUCCUGGGGCUGGUGGAGGCCGUGCUGGACGUCUUCGGGGCAGACGGAACAGACCCCCCCGGUGUCCGCGCCCUGCCCCAGGGUUAUUUCUACAGCUUCCUCUACGGGUCGGUGGUGCUGCUGGUCUGCCUGGUGGUCUGCCUGGUGGGGGCCCGGAUCUAUGCCCGGGCCGCCUUCCUCAUCUUCCUGGUGGUCAACCUGGUGCUGGUGGCCAUUUUCGUCAGCUUCGUGGCCGUGGGGCCCCGCCAGGUGGCCGUCGCCCGGGACGCCAACCACACCUUCAACGCCAGCUUCACCGGCUUCCGCCUGGCCACCCUGCGGGCCAACCUGCCCGCCAUGUACUCCCGCGAUUACACCACCAACAACGUCAUGACGUUCGCCACCGUCUUCGCCGUCAUGUUUAACGGCUGCACCGGGAUCAUGGCGGGGUCCAACAUGUCGGGGGAGCUGAGGAACGCCAGCAGCUCCAUUCCCAAGGGCACCAUCAUCGCUGUGGUUUACACCUUCAUCAUCUACUUCCUCCUCUUCCUCAUGACCAGCUUCACCUGUGAGAGGACACUGCUGAAGGAAGACUACGGCUUCUUCCGUUCCAUCAACCUGUGGCCGCCCCUGGUCCUGGUCGGGGUUUACGCCGCGUCCCUCUCAGCCUCCAUGAGCUCCCUCAUCGGGGCCUCCCGCAUCCUGCACGCGCUGGCCAAGGACGACCUGUUCGGCAUCGUCCUGGCUCCAGCCAAAAUUGUCUCCAAGGGGGGGAACCCCUGGGUGGCUGUUCUGUACACCUGGGCCCUGGUGCAG